Molecule: messenger RNA, 2330 nt
Organism: Anoplopoma fimbria (sablefish)
Lineage: Eukaryota; Metazoa; Chordata; Actinopteri; Perciformes; Anoplopomatidae
Gene: slc38a12
Product: transmembrane protein 104
Exons: 10
Coding region: 259-1740 (493 amino acids)
Source: RefSeq, a predicted model, not a curated record
CUGACUGUGUUAGUGACUGCUUCACUUAGCUGUGUGUUAGGGACUUGUAGGGUCUUUGGGAAGUGUUUAUUCUCCAAACUGUCGAUUUACACCGACACUCCUCCAACUAUUCAACAAACAAACAGCUCAUGACAGCAACGCAGCGUUCAUUCAGCUAGCUAGAGACCCACAUGACAGCCUGGAGCAGCUAGCUAGCCUAGCAGCUAAGCUAGCAGGAGUGCCUGGAAAUAAGUGAGGUGAGGACCAGUGUCAGCAACCAUGGCAGGUGGAAUUACAGAGAGCGGGGAACCCUACUCCCCUUUUGUGGGGCUGGUGUACAUGUUCAAUCUGAUCGUGGGGACGGGAGCUCUGACGAUGCCCAAAGCCUUCGCCUCUGCCGGUUGGGUCGUCAGCGUGUCACUCAUCUCCUUUUUAGGGUUCAUGAGCUACAUGACCACCACGUUUGUGAUCGAGGCGAUGGCGGCGGCGAACACUCAGCUGCGCUGGAAGAGGAGAAAGCAGGAAGAGGUCGACGACAGCGACUCCACCUCAGAGUACUCAGACGACGACGCCGUGGUCCGAGGUCGAUCGGAGCCGGAGACGAAGCCCAUCCUGUCUGUUCAGAGGUCGGGAGGUCACGUGGACCACUUCGACAUCGUGGAGCGGGUGGAGAUGGGUCAGAUGGCCUCCAUGUUCUUCAACAAAGUUGGCGUCAACAUGUUCUACAUCUGCAUCAUAGUCUAUCUGUAUGGAGACUUGGCCAUCUACGCAGCAGCUGUGCCCAUAUCACUGAUGGAAGUCGCCUGUGGAAACCACUCCUGCAGCGCCGGAAGUGUGAAGUACAACGACACUGAUCUGUGCUGGGGCUCUGUGACGAGGAAAGACGCGUACCGGGUGUUUCUGAGCGUCUUCACUCUCAUGUUGGGGCCUUUCACCUUCUUCAAUGCCCAGAAGACCAAAUAUCUCCAGAUUCUCACCUCCGUCAUGCGCUGGAUCGCGUUCACCAUGAUGAUCGUCUUGGCUCUUAUCCGCAUCAGUAAAGGCGCCGGCGAGGGUCGCCCGCCAGUCGCCUCCUUCUCCGGCGUUCCCAACCUGUUCGGGGUGUGCGUCUACUCCUUCAUGUGCCAGCACUCCCUUCCCUCCCUGGUGACGCCCAUCUCAGACAAGAAGCGCGUCGGCACGCUGGUGCUGGCGGACUACGUCCUGAUCCUGGGCUUCUACGUCCUCCUCUCCAUGUCCGCCAUCUUCUGCUUCGACAGCUCGCUGCUACACGACAUGUACACGCUGAACUUCACGGACAACUGCCACGUGCUGGACAUCCCCUUCCUGCGCUACUUCCUGGGCCUCUUCCCGGUAUUCACCAUCAGCACCAACUUCCCCAUCAUCGCCGUCACGCUUCGCAACAACUGGAAGACCCUGUUCCACCGGGACGGGGGCACCUACCCGUGGGUGGUGGACCGGGUGGUGUUCCCGCUCAUCACCCUGGUGCCGCCGAUCGUGGUGGCCUUCUGCACCCACAACUUGGAGUCCCUUGUGGGCAUCACAGGGUCCUAUGCCGGCACGGGGAUCCAGUACAUAGUCCCGGCCUGCCUCGUGUUCUACGCUCGCCGCAAUCUGGAGCCCGUGGUGGGAAGGGACGCCGUCAACAAGCACCGCUCUCCCUUCCGCCACGCCUUCUGGGUGUGGUUCGUUUUGGUGUGGGCGGCCUCCUGCCUCAUGUUCGUCACAGCCAACAUCAUCCUGACGGACGUCAAGAAAUGAGAAAUCCAAGAACUUUCUAAAAAUAUAAAUAUAUAAAUAUCUGUUUGGCCAGUCUCUUAAACGUCUACACGAGGCCUUACUCGCUGCUGGUGGGACAGCGUGCCUUUUUAUGGGACUUUUGUUGCAUAUAUGAUAUGUAAUUAAGAGUAAUUUAUCUAAUUUGUUAAAAGGGACCAAAUGUUUUUGUUCCAUCCAAAGAAAGAUGGAACAUUGCAUGAACUGACAACGAUGAGAGGAGAACGAAAAAGGGUAAUUUAUUAAUAAGACGUUUUGUCACACACAAAGAUUUGCACAAAAAGUACUUUUUAGAAAUAUAUAUAUAUCUUGAAGAGUUCAGUGGGUUUCGAACCGAAGAGGACGUAAUGUUAGGUUGCUUGUUGGAUUAUUAGUUUAGAAUUUGUCUGUUGUUUCCGAUCUUGGCGAGGCUCAGAGGCAGGCGAUGUCGGACGCUGUUCGACGGUCCAACAAACACUUUGUUUGACUUUAGAGUUCUGCUGUUUGUCCAUCCUGAACUUCUUUAUCCUUAGAAACUAUGGAAAAAAAGAUGUUUGGACGCUGGAGAGAAUGUUCCAAUAAAGAUAUAUUCGAAA